Molecule: messenger RNA, 312 nt
Organism: Theileria equi strain WA
Lineage: Eukaryota; Apicomplexa; Aconoidasida; Piroplasmida; Theileriidae
Exons: 1
Coding region: 1-312 (103 amino acids)
Cellular component (GO): catalytic step 2 spliceosome
Molecular function (GO): RNA binding; protein binding
Source: RefSeq, a predicted model, not a curated record
AUGGACCAAAGAUUGGUAGUUUGGGACAUUCAGCCAUUUUGUCACGGGGACAACCGUAUGAUCGCAACACUAUUUGGGCCAACUCACAAUGCAGAAAUGAAUCUAAUUCGAGCUCGUUGGGGUAAAAAUACGUUGGUAUGCAGUGGUUCUGCAGACCACAUGGUAUACGUUUUGGAUUCUAAAGAUCAGAGACUGCUAUAUAAGCUACCAGGUCAUCUAGGAUCGGUAAAUGACGUCUGCAUGCAUCCUAAUGAACCGAUUAUUGCAUCUGCUAGCUCCGACAAGUGUGUUUACCUCGGAGAAUUGGCAUGA